CGCUCAGACUGCCCUCGUCGCGAUAACCGCAGCGCACGCCGCCGGCAGAACCGCCAGAAGCAGAGCCAUCUCUCGCGGCCGUGUGCACUAGGACAACAGUGACGCGGCAUCCGGCAGAGGAGUGGCGCUAGGCAAGGGCUAAAAUUUGCCAUGUCUCUCUACUCAUGAGGUGCUUCCAGAACAUGUACUACACGAAACAGUUUGCUGAAUGGAUCCGACUGACUUUAUUGCUUUGUAUAGCUCUGCAUUGCUGUCUUGGGAAAAUGGGGGACAUCAGCUUCGAACCGAGGAUCCUACUUAACAAAACCUGUGCUUUUACCUCUUGUCGCAGUGCGAGACAAGAAUCACCUAAUGACAUGGAUUUAGACACAUUUCUUACUGCCAGGUGUUACUGUGACCCUGAUUGCAAGAAAUUCCAAGACUGCUGCUAUGAUAUAUCUAACACAUCUUACUACGCUUACGAUCAAACCUCACUUCAUUGGAGCUGUUCACAUAUACCUUCGCAGGCAAAGGUGCUACAGAAUGGUACCUACCAACCACGUGCUUUGUCGUGGACUCUUGGCCAAGAUGAGUGUAAACUGAAAGUUGGGGCAGACUAUUCAAACAUAUCACUGGAUAAUGUAGUCAUGCGAAGAUGUUUGCCUCAUGUAAGCACUUGUGCCCUUGACUGGACAAAUGAAACAGUGGAAAACCUUUGCUACUCCUAUACACACUUUGUUUAUGGAAGAGUAAAUGGAGAAAAAAAGUUGCUGAAUCAAGCACAAACUUCACAUGAGACCUAUGAAGUGGCGCACACACUAAAUUAUAAUGUACUCACCAAGCGGCAGCAGGAGAACAAUUGA
Molecule: messenger RNA, 842 nt
Organism: Schistocerca piceifrons (Central American locust)
Lineage: Eukaryota; Metazoa; Arthropoda; Insecta; Orthoptera; Acrididae
Exons: 6
Coding region: 165-842 (225 amino acids)
Source: RefSeq, a predicted model, not a curated record